Molecule: messenger RNA, 3232 nt
Organism: Megalops cyprinoides (Indo-Pacific tarpon)
Lineage: Eukaryota; Metazoa; Chordata; Actinopteri; Elopiformes; Megalopidae
Product: F-box only protein 42-like
Exons: 10
Coding region: 229-2364 (711 amino acids)
Molecular function (GO): protein binding
Source: RefSeq, a predicted model, not a curated record
GGCAGAUAGACAGGGCUACCAAUUUAGCCAGCUGGAUAGCUUAGCUAUCUGUUGCCCCAGACGCUUCCAGCAGGGGCUAAGGGGAGAGGGGUGGUGCUGCUCCUGGCAGUUACACCACAGUAACGAACUGCUCAGCGUUCCUGCAUCCCGGAGACGCCGGUGGGCACGGCUGUAUUUCGCAGGGCGGCCAGGAUAGAGCGUCGUCAUCGGGGAGAAGGGCGAGCCAGAAUGUCCUGCUCCUCAGACAGUGAGGAUGACAGUUUCGUUGCCAUGGACACGGAGGAGGGCGGGGCAGGGCCGGGGCGAGUCGCCAUGGAACGCGAGGUGGCGGGGCGGGGCGGCGCAGCGAGGGAGAAAGUGAGCGAGCGGACGAUGGGAGAGCUGCCGGAGGAGGUGCUGGAGUACAUCCUGUCCUUCCUGUCCCCUUAUCAGGAGCACAAGACGGCUGCCCUUGUGUGUAAACAGUGGUACCGCCUCAUUAAAGGAGUCGCACAUCAGUGUUACCAUGGUUUCCUGAGGGCCAUUCAGGAGGGCAACAUUCAGUGGGAGAGCCGGACGUACCCGUACCCAGGCACCCCCAUCACACAGCGUUUCUCCCACAGCGCGUGUUACUAUGACUCAAACCAGUCCAUGUACGUGUUUGGGGGCUGCACCCAGAGCAGCUGCAAUGCUGCCUUCAAUGACCUUUGGAGGCUUGACCUCAACAGUAAGGAGUGGAUCCGACCCCUGGCUUCAGGAUCUUACCCCUCUCCAAAAGCGGGGGCAACCCUGGUGGUGUUCCGUGACCUGCUGGUUCUUUUUGGGGGCUGGACCCGGCCCAGCCCGUACCCCCUGCACCAGCCAGAGAGAUUCUUCGACGAGAUCCACACCUACUCGCCAUCCAAGAACUGGUGGAAUUGCAUAGUGACGACCCACGGUCCCCCACCCAUGGCCGGGCACUCUUCCUCUGUCAUUGGCACUAAGAUGGUCGUUUUCGGGGGCUCUCUUGGGGCGCGACAAAUGAGUAAUGAGGUUUGGGUCCUGGAUCUGGAGCAGUGGUCCUGGUCCAAACCAUCCAUCACUGGAACCUCCCCCCAUCCUCGAGGUGGCCAAUCACAGAUUGUGAUCGACGACAAGACAUUACUGAUUUUGGGCGGCUGUGGGGGCCCCAAUGCUCUGCUGAAGGACGCCUGGCUGUUGCACAUGGGCGCCCCCCCGUGGUCGUGGCAACAGCUGCGGGUGGAGAACGAGGAGCACGGCGCCCCGGAGCUGUGGUGUCACCCCGCCUGCAGGGUGGGCCAGUGUGUGGUGGUGUUCUCUCAGGCUCCCUCAGGCCGGGCCCCCCUGAGCCCCAGCCUGAACUCGCGCCCCUCCCCCAUCAGCGCCACGUCCCCGCCCCUGGCCCCAGACCCGCCCUUGGUGCGCUCGCAGUCCCCCGUGCGGAGCGUGGUCCUGGGCGCGCACGAUGAAGCCCCCUGCGUGAACGGCCGCUGGGGGACGCUGCGGCCGCGGGCGUCGGCCAGAGGGGGCGCCAGAGAGGGGAGCCCCUCCUCCUCGCAGCAGCAGUCGCCCUCCCGUGGCUCCGACAGCCCCCCUCUGCCCCCGCUACUCAACGGCUCCUCCCCCUCCCCCCGCACCAGCCCCGCCCAGGCCGCCUCCCCUCCGUCCCGACCGCACCUUUCCCACCCCCACCCCCCUGUCCCUCCCGACUACUGCUGGGACUCCCCGCCCGCCCCGACCGUUGCCCCUGCCUCCGUCCUGGAGCUGGUCAGCACCAAUGGCCUUCACACACCGCCUGGCUCCCCCCGCACCCCGCCUGGAGCCGUGUCCCCCGGGGCCCUCCGCCGAGGCCUGGAGGCCGUCAAAGCACUGUCUUCGGCGUCUGCCUCCUCCUCUUCCUCCUCCAUGUCUCAUUCCCAAGCAGGAGGGGGAGGAGCCGCAGGAGGAGGAGGAGGUGGAGUGUCCACCACCACUCCCUCUUCCUCCUCGUCCUCCAGCCCGCCCAAUCCCGGGCAGGCGGCCGGGGUUGACGGACACUCCAUUCCUCCAAUCGCGCGGCGGCUGGGUCACCACCCGCCCCAGAGCCUGAACGUCGGGAAGCCCCUCUAUCAGUCCCUGAACUGUAAGCCCAUGCAGAUGUAUGUCCUGGACGUGUCACAAGCCCGGGAGGGCGGAGUCGUCUCCUGGAAGCCUUUCAGCAGCGGGGGAGGGGUGACGGGGGGUGCCGGGUCCGUCGCCGUAGUGGGACCCCCCGAAACCAGCCUACACACUGUGGUCCAAGGAAGGGGAGAGCUCAUCAUUUUCGGGGGUCUGAUGGACAAGAAGCAGAACGUGAAGUACUACCCCAAAACUAACGCCUUGUAUUUUGUGCGCGCCAAGAGAUAAUGCAGAGAGGGGCAGAGGUAGUGAGGGAAACGCUGAUGUGGAUCUGUCCACCCGAACGCACAAGCGAGGGGGCUUCUUUAAAUAACGCUCUCUCGACUGAGAGCUGUAGCGAUGGCUGGUCUGUGCUUUCCCCAGAGGACAGUAAUAAGGGGAAGAACAGGACAGGACAACUGGAUACACACAUUUCUCAGUUUUUUAUCAACUUCCCCACCUCCAUCCUUUCUCCCGUGAAGUUCACUCAGAAAUUUGUUCAAUAAAAAUUGUCACAACUUAAAAGCAGUUAUCAAAAUGUCUGACCACAAUUAUGGCUAUUAUAGCAGCUACUAUACAGUAAGAGCUUUGACCUCCUGCCACCGUCUGAACAGGAGGGGAAAGGGCUUAAAAGAGAAGAGGGAGAGGCUAGAUGUUUUCACCCCAGUGCACUUCUCCCUCCUGGCCUUCGGGCACAGGAAGGCGGUGGAGAGGAGGUGUGGGUGUGCUCUGCUGAAGGGAAGACAGGUUGACUACUGUGCUUUUUAUAUAUCUAUAUAUAUAUUUUGUGUUAAUGGAGGAACACUUUCAAAGUGCAUUGUUUACAAUGGUGUGAGUGUGUAUGUGUGUGUGUGCAUGCGUGCGUGCAUAUGCAUGAGUGUGUGAGAGCGUGUCUGUGUGGGUGUGUGCGUGAGUGUGUGUGGGAGCAGUGCUGACUGUUGAAUAAUUUGAAUCUUGCCAAGGGAGGGUUUGGGGUAAUUGGGGUUAUAACGGAGGACUGUAAAGAAAGUAAUAACUCUGGUGAGAGAAUGGAAGCAGACAGAGAGGGUGUUGUGUAAUUAUAUGCAUCUGGGUGAAUGAAUCUCUACAAAAAUAAAAUUGAGAAUUUGAGCUGGAA